Messenger RNA from Schistocerca gregaria, 1099 nucleotides. RefSeq names its product filaggrin-2-like. The record is from RefSeq and is a predicted model, not a curated record. Lineage: Eukaryota; Metazoa; Arthropoda; Insecta; Orthoptera; Acrididae. The transcript is spliced from 3 exons. Bases 91 to 966 code for a protein of 291 amino acids.
UCAAGGUCGUGUCUUCUCUGCUGGUAUCAAGUGCCUGCUGUUUGAGAAAUGGCCAUUGUUGUUCUCAAUUAGACUUUUACAGUUGCCGGAAUGACUCAUGAAAAAGAUAACAAGGUGCUUGGGGCCAUCAACAGCUUUAUAGGAAAGGUAAAGGAAAAGACCGGGAAGGUCAUGAGGAAAUCUAGCUCAGAACUGCGGAACCGACACUCAGCAGACAAACUAGAUAGACGCUCGUCCUCUUUUACCCCCAACGUGAAAGAAGAUGAAGGCCUUGAUGAUGCGGCAAACCGAGCAAAUAGCAGAAAUGAAAAUAUUCCUCAGACUCAACAACAUGGGGCCGGAGGAAAUGUACCACGAACCGAUGAGGCGCAGGGAAUGCAAGACAAAGAUGUCAUGAAGGAUAGUGUACCAGGAGGGCAACAGCAAAAUGCGGGCAAUAUGAGUACAAACCAGGGAGGCGCGAUACCUCAGGAUUCUGCGAUUCAGCAAGGAAAUGCAGCACAAGGCGCAGCUCAACGAGGCGCGAAUGCCGCCCAAGGCGCCGCUCAACAUGGUGCAGACACAGCCCAGGGUGCCGCCCAACAUGGCGCAGACACGGCUCAGGGUGCUGCUCAACAUGGUGUAGAUACUGCUCAGGGUGCCGCUCAACAUGGCGCAGAUACUGCUCAGGGUGCUGCUCAACACGGCGUAGAUACUGCUCAGGGCGCUGCUCAACAUGGCGCAGAUACUGCUCAGGGCGCUGCUCAACACGGUGCAAACGCUGCUCAGGGUGCCGCCCAUCAUGGCGCGAACGCUGCCCAGGGCGCGGUACAACAGGGCAAGGACCAAGCGCGGGAAUCUGUGUCGGGAGCCGUUCAUAACGCCCUUCACAGUUCCAACUCUGAAAUAGCAGAUGGCCGUAAUAUGUCAGCUCUAGACUAUUCCAAGAAACUGGCCAAAAAGGCAUACAGCACUAUUGCCAAGUAGUGACUCUGUAUAUAAAAUCUGGCUUUGUCCUUGGACCUUUGGGAAACGUUAAAUAAAUAUUUGGUGUCGAGCUGAAGUUUCUUCUGCUUGUGUGCGCCACUAAUGGCUGUGUGUCCUCAGCGACUGCAACCUC